This is a messenger RNA of Trichoderma citrinoviride, 639 nucleotides long. RefSeq names its product ATPase, V1/A1 complex, subunit E. NCBI's taxonomy places the organism in Eukaryota, Fungi, Ascomycota, Sordariomycetes, Hypocreales, Hypocreaceae. The transcript has 2 exons. Gene Ontology annotation, biological process: proton transmembrane transport. The record is from RefSeq and is a predicted model, not a curated record. Bases 1 to 639 code for a protein of 212 amino acids. Gene Ontology annotation, cellular component: proton-transporting two-sector ATPase complex, catalytic domain. Gene Ontology annotation, molecular function: proton-transporting ATPase activity, rotational mechanism.
AUGACCGCCUUCAUCAAGCAGGAAGCCAUGGAAAAGGCCCGCGAGAUCGAGAUCAAGGCCAACGAGGAGUUCGAAAUCGAAAAGUCCAAGCUCGUCCGCCAGGAGACGGACGCCAUCGACACGCAGUACGAGAAGAAGUUCAAGCAGGCCACCAUGUCGCAGCAAAUCACCCGGUCGACCGUCGCCAACAAGACACGGCUCAAGGUGCUCGGCGCCCGGCAGGAGCUGCUCGACGGCAUCUUUGAGGAGGCCCGGCAGCAGCUCGCCGCCGUCGUCAAGGACGCCGCCCGGUACCAGAAGACGCUCAACGGGCUCGUGCUCGAGGGCUUCAUCGCUAUGAACGAGCCCGAGCUGCAGGUCCGCGCCAAGAAGGCUGAUUACGACGCCGUCAAGAAGGCUAUCGAGGAGGCGGCCAAGGAGUACAAGAAGGAGGUUGGCAAGGACACGACUGCGACGAUUGACGAGGCUAAUCCCUUGGACGAUUCAAUCGCCGGCGGCAUCAUCAUCAUUGGCGGAAAGGGAAAGAUUGACAUUGACAACACCCUCGAGGCCCGACUGCAACUGCUGGAGUACUCCGCGGCGCCGGCCGUGCGAGAAGACCUGUUCGGAAAGAACCCCAACCGCAAAUUCCACGACUAA